This is a messenger RNA of Haliotis rubra (blacklip abalone), 4610 nucleotides long. RefSeq names its product 43 kDa receptor-associated protein of the synapse-like. The coding region runs from base 1019 to 2287 and encodes 422 amino acids. Gene Ontology annotation, molecular function: protein-membrane adaptor activity; acetylcholine receptor binding. The record is from RefSeq and is a predicted model, not a curated record. Gene Ontology annotation, biological process: chemical synaptic transmission. The transcript has 6 exons. NCBI's taxonomy places the organism in Eukaryota, Metazoa, Mollusca, Gastropoda, Lepetellida, Haliotidae.
AAUCUGGGUUUGAGAUUUGUCGCGAGGGAAAAUAAUCCCCCUAACUGUGUCACUGUCGACUGAGGCAAGCCUAGCAGACCGAUUCUGUAUCAGUACCUAUGGCUGAAUCCAGCCUGGCCGUCUCAACCUCCUCGCGGUUCCUGUUCCCAGGGAUGUGGGCUAGCGUAGUUAGGUAGUAGGAAGUAGCUGGGCUACUGAUCACUGGCAGAGAUGAUCAGUACCAACACUCUCAAUAACGGACCAAGAGGGAUGGAGAGAGGGAGGAUGGAUGUGUGAGGGAGCGAGAGAGGGGAAGAGGAGGGGAUACGACCGAGUCUGUUGGAGGAGAGACUCGUGGGCACACACAUCCUCAGACAAGUGCUGGUUUGUAACUGUGAACUGUGUUAAUGUAGGUUCGCCUCACUCGGGCAGAUAGCACUGGACAAACAUUCCUGGCAGGGCUGAGAGGAUACUGCGGUCAGUGGUCCUGCCUCGGUCAGUGGUCAGAAGCAUUUCUUUGGACCAACAGCGCUUGUUACUCGUGUUCCUUUAGACAGGAACUGUAUCUCGCAGGUUGUUUGUUCGGAGUUCGAUCUCCUCUAAGCCGACGCUUGUGUGUGUCAAUGUUUGAGGAAAGGCAGGUUGUUGUCUCGGCGCGACUACCCAGUGUUCUCGUCCGGUGUUUGUUCAAACGAGGACAAUGACGAUCUCGCGUGGAAACAGUCUUCUCGCCAGCCACAGAACCACAUCCAGUGUGUGACUUAAUCCACGAAAUGGAUGGUAUAUCAGCCCCGGACUGGUGCUGUGCGAUGUUGUGACGACAUCCAUUGAUACGAUUCACGACACCAUGCGUUACACACCGUCCCGUUCAACCGAGUUGCGAGAAGGCUAGUCACGUGACGGUCUGUCAACACUCCGGAGAGUUACAUUAUACACCACAGCUCAUUAGUCGACGGACCAGGUGAGUGUUACCGUAUCGCAUUCCACAUGCUGGUGUAUAGGCUUGGCAGAGUGGGCGAGGUUGCACGGGUACUGCACGAUGGGGCAGGCGUUGGCCAAGAGGGAGAUGGACAAGGGUAUGAAACAAUACCACGAACAGCGCUUCGCCGAGGCUGUGGACGAGUGGUCAAGCGCUCUUAAAAAGAUGACCAAGGCACGGAAUAAGUUCGAAGCAUUGGGAAACAUCUGUCUAGCGUUAUGUGAUCUCGGGAAGUAUCGGGAUGCACUGACCCAUUCAGGUCUCCAGAUUGAAGUGGCCAACGAUGCUGACGACCCCCAGCUUAAAUCCGAGGCGUUUCUCAUGUAUGCCAUAUGUAAUGAGAAGCUAAGUGAGUUCACCAAGGCGAUAUCCUACUGCCGGUACUGUUUGCAGACAGAGAAGGUAGCGGAUCGAACCCAGAGUUACGCUCACCUCUGUCUAGGAAAUGCAUACGUUGGACUUAGUGAGUUCCCUAAGGCUUGGAGCAGCUACACCAAAGCCUUAACCCUAGCAAGGACUAAAAAUGACAAAUUUCUGGAGUUGAUGACCAGUGCGAGGAUGGGACACAUGUUUUCUCUGUUGACCGAUUACGACACUGGACUUGCGUAUUGUUGUAAAGCAUGGGAGGUGGUCAGUGGGUUGCCGGAGGGGGAACCCCAUGUCAGGUAUAGGCGCCUGCUGGCGGUUUAUAUCGCCACGCCGUACAGGAGGACCGGGCGUUAUAACGAGGCAAUGGAUUACUGUGAGGACGCUAUGAAGCUGGCCAUGCUGUACGGAGACCGUCCAGUUCAGGCCAGGUGCCUUCUGACCUUCGCUGACAUCCAUAGAAAGCGGAACGAUCUGGAGCGAGCCAGCCCGCGGUAUGAGUCUGCCUACAGCAUCAUGUCUGAGACUGGGGACCGUCUGGGGCAGGUUGAAGCCCUCAGCGGAAUGGCCAAGACUGCUACCUGUCAGAGAGACCUUGCCAAGGCAACGGAGUUGAAUCUGAAAGCAUUAGACAUAGCCCAGAAGAUUGGCAAUAAGUUGGAGAUGUUACGGUGCCACGCCCGAUUGAGGACGUUGUACGCUGCCACUGGAGAUGAAACUCUAGCCCAUCGCCACUUCUCUGUACUCCGGCAGUUGUUGGACGAGAUGGAGCUCCUCUGUGGUGUCUGUGAUGAGGUUGUCGGCGAACGCCCUGAGAAAUUAGACGCCCUUCGCUGUGGUCACUUCAUACACGGCAGGUGUUCUGAUUAUCUUGCCCGAUCAACUCUUGGAAGGGCCGGAAAAACCCGACCAUGCCCGGCGUGUCGUCGGAAAUCUUCGGAGAAUCCCGCCUUGUACACGUGACAGGCAUGUGUUGCCUAUGAACUGCUGACUAAUGACGUCACGAAAACAUGACGUCCAGAGACAGGCCCUGACUGGAAGAAAUAAACUCGACUGAUACUGCCUUAGGAAAAGUGAACAUGCUUGCUUCUGGUAUGUCUUAGUGCAGCUUCUCGCGAGAUCCGUGCGAGAUGUGAGGUCAUCUCGCGUGACCUGUGACGUAAUAAAACGGGACAAAAUGGCCGCAUAUCUGACUUCAAGUUAAUGGACAUAUAUCGAUGUAUGUACGGUUUUGAAUGACAAAUUGUGUCAUACGACUGAAAACGGACGCCAAAUGAAAUGGUUCCUGGAGACAAAAAUGCCAAAUACCGAAUCACAACGACCCGAAGGAGAUGCUACCAAGUGUAAUAUUAACAAAACACAACCAUGUUACCGUGGAAUGACGGGAUAAUACAAGAACCCACCAAAAAUGGUUACAGAAGAAUAAUCUGCUGUAUAACAGUACACAGAUAAACCGUUAGAACGGAUCACACGAGCCCGGACCAUUCCUGCCCAAUUGGUCCACCUGUAUACAUAUAACUUUACUCCUUAUUCCGAACAUGUGUUAAACAGUGCGCUUUCCUUUGUAGGGGGACCGUCCGGAAUAGCAGGGUUUGGUUGUGUAGAGAGGUGUUAAAAGCUACAAACGUAAGCGAAAUAUUUUGAACAGAUGUCAGGUUAAUGAGCGUUGUACUGAUUAGUACUGCACAGAACGAAAUGUUACAUUGCGGUGCAACGAAGACGGACAUGGACACAAGAAAAGACUAUGGGUCUCCGAACAUGGACACUUGAAAAUAUUACUGGUCUCCGAAGAUGGACCCUUGAGAAUAUUAUUGGUCUCGGAACAUAUACACUUGAAAAUAUUAUUGGUCUCCGAAUACGUGGAAUAUAUACACUUGAGAAUGCUUUUGGUCUCCACACAUGGACAGUAGAGAAUAUUAUGGGUCUCCGAACAUGAACAGUUGAGAAUAUUAUUGGUCUCUGAUCAAGAACAGUUGAGAAUAUUAUUGGUCUCCGAACAUAAACAGUUGAGGAUAUUAUAAGUCUCUGAAACGUACACUCUUGAGAAUAUUAUUGCUCUCCAAACAUGGACAGAAGAAAUAUUAUGGAUUUCCGAACACUGCCACUUGAGAAUAUUAUGGGUCUCUGAUCAAGAACAGUUGAGAAUAUUAUGAAUCUCUGAACAUGGAAAGAAUAUUAUUGGCCUCCGUACAUGGUCACUAGAGAACAUUAAUAAUUGGACCCAGAAGUAAUCACGACGAACUCCCAAGACAGCCAAACACACCAGGCAGCCAUUACGUGUCAAAACAAUUUAACUUUGUACUUUAUAUUAUACCUGUCCAUUGUAUUUAUAGUCUUAACAUCAUUUGAAUAAUAUUUUGGACGCGGUUUUUUUUCAAAUUGUUAUAAAAAUGUCAUUUUUGAGAGAUUUCACAUAAAGAUCGAAACCUGCUGAGUGAACUCGAACAACAUGCCCCGGAUAUGACGAGCAAGAGGACGUAACAUUAUCAUCACGUCUGUCAUUAUUAUCGCUGUACGCUAAUAUUUGUUCUCCGAUUAUCUCGAACUACGGAUGUCAAUGGAAUUUCAAUGAUUCAGACAACAAGGAAAACAUCAAAUAUGUGUUUCCAUAUUUCGAUAUUUCGACUAAAGGGAGAUCCGAUAUUAAGGCAGACUUUCGAUAACGUUUUGUUCAAAUAUGACAUCAUGGCGUUCGAGUUUAAAAACAUUCGAUGAAUUUUUAAAAUGCAGGUAUUGGUUGUGUAACCUAUCCAGCGAUAUAUGCAAUUGCAGCUUUUGAACAGGUGUUACAGAACUAAGAUUUGACACACAUACGUCCAACGAACCCUUUCUUACGAUAUGAAGAUAAUCGACAUGUAUCAGACGCAUCGUCAAAGAGAGACUUCCUCCAGACAUAGUAAACUCAAUGAGAAUCAACAACCCUUCCGCUCGGCAGCUGGAUCACGUGAUCAGCACGUGCCUCAUUUACAUAUUAUCUGAUACAUUUCAGUAUAUAGUAAAUACAAACACAAAGUAUUAUAUUUUUAAUUACGAAAUUAAAUCGAAGAGUUCUAUGUUUACUGUGCUUUGACUUGUUGUUACGUCUGUUAAGUUUAUGUGAAGACAGUUGAAGCGUGUAUCUGUGUUACGUCAGAGCGACCUCUACAGGCAGAGUAGUUUAUGAUUUCCGUAUGACCUUAUUUAUUUAAAUAUUAGUGUGCGUAGAAUAUUUUAUCUGUCAAUCACUGUUGUUUUGUAUGUUUUUAAGUACAGAUGUGCUUUGAGUAAACAUGAAUAAUGAACAAUG